Solanum dulcamara is the source of this 844-nucleotide messenger RNA. RefSeq names its product transcription repressor OFP12-like. The transcript has a single exon. The record is from RefSeq and is a predicted model, not a curated record. Gene Ontology annotation, biological process: negative regulation of DNA-templated transcription. The coding region runs from base 131 to 799 and encodes 222 amino acids. Lineage: Eukaryota; Viridiplantae; Streptophyta; Magnoliopsida; Solanales; Solanaceae.
AUCUAUCUAUUACUCUUAUUUAUCUUCUUUUUCUUCCAUCCCCUACGCUCUCUCGUCCUCCACCUACAACAACGUCACUAUAAAUCACCACCACCGUCCAUCCACAAAGUGGCUGACUAGCCAAAAGAAAAUGCCAAGAAUUCUACAAAAGAAAUUCUACCAUUUCCUCCCUAGUUUCAAAUGCCUUCCCACAAUUUUGUCUCUCCCUUUUGAAGAAACAGAGGAAGAAAAAACAGAGCAAAAAAAAACUAUGAAAAACUUCAACUCUGUUUUCGACAUUCCCAGCUCUGAUUCCACUACCACUUCUAAAUCUUUCACUAAUUCCUCCAUAGCAACUACAGAAGAAGAAGAAGAUAAUAAUAAUAACAAUAAUAACAUUUUCAGUUCUUUCGAAGAUUCAGAUUAUACUGAUUCCAAUAAUAUUCCAGAUUUCUCAGAUAUCUUCGCUUCUCAACGAUUCUUCUUCUCUUCCCCUGGAAACUCCAACUCCAUAAUCGAUUUUUCGAUGAAUAACCAUUCAGCGGAAAAUCCCAAAGAAGUUGUCACGGGCGGCGUUGCCGUACAGACGUAUUCGCCCGACCCGUAUUCGGAUUUCCGAAGGUCAAUGGAAGAAAUGGUGGAAGCUCAUGAGUUGACGAACGUGAAAGCUAAUUGGGAAUUUUUGCAUGAACUUCUAUUAUGUUAUUUGAAUCUUAACCCGAAACAUACUCAUAAGUAUAUUAUUGGUGCUUAUUCGGAUCUUGUUGUUUCUCUUAUGACUUUUGAGGAUUCAGGGAAAAAAGACGGAAGGUUCGUGUGAACAGACAACUAUCAUACUGUAAAAGUUUGAUGGAUUUGAGUUGUA